Messenger RNA from Dimorphilus gyrociliatus, 1735 nucleotides. NCBI's taxonomy places the organism in Eukaryota, Metazoa, Annelida, Polychaeta, Dinophilidae. The record is from the annotation of a GenBank genome assembly.
GCACAAAAGUUUUUUGAUAUUGUCUACAAGUGGCGCCAUCUGUCGUUUUAUUUCGUGUUUACUUUUCUAUUCUACGCCUAUUUUUAUUUCUUAAGGAGGAAUAUAGUUCGAAUUGAAAGGAUUCCGGCUUGUAUUCUAUUUCGUUAAUAUUCUUAAUUUUGAAAGAAUAUUAUAUUUUGCACUGGAUUCUACUUGUACUGAUUAAUUUCAAUGCUAAAUUUUAGUUGAAGAAAAUCAAUCUUGUCGGCCAAGCAUGAACAACCGAGCAGUUUUUAUUCGAAUUUCUAUUCUGAUUUUCUUCUUCUUCUGCCUUCCUAUCUAUAUUAUAAAACAGAGUGGUCUCAUCUCUACUCCUAAUAUAAAGCUGCUUAAAGAACCUAAAAAUAAAAUAGUACAACCAAUUAUCAUUAAGCAUUCCACUAACAAAUUACAACCAGAAUCAGACAAGUUAACACUUUCGGAAGAGUCGAAAAAUGGCUACUUACCGAAACUUUUAGAUGAUGCCUUAAAUAAUCAGAAUACAUCAGGAUUCCUUAUAGGAAAUGCCACUUUCUUAAAAUGGAUGCCUUAUGAAAGAGAUGUAGAGUUACGAGUAAUUGUUCUAGCUUAUAAUCGUCCAAAAUCUUUGCUCAAGUGCCUUAAGAGUCUUUCAGCUGCUAAUUAUUUAAAAGAUAAAGUUGCGAUAGACGUUUGGAUUGACAGGAAUAAAAAAGAUCAAUCUGUUCAUGAAGAAACGUUAAAAGCUGCCAAAUCAUUUGAAUUUCCUCCGCAUAUCUCCUAUAAAGUUAGAGUACAGGAACAUCAUAGGGGAAUUCUUGGUCAAUGGGUUAAUACCUGGAGACCGGGAAUCAACUCUAAAGAGGUAGGAUUAAUACUAGAAGAUGAUUUAUCUGUAUCAAGCAUAUUUUGGCUUUGGUUAAAAGCCGUCACUAGAAAAUAUCGUUAUAAAACUGAUGUUAGCGGCUAUAGCCUUUCUAAGCCAUCAAUGGCACACGCUCACGGUGGAUUGUUAUUUGUGCCCGACAAUGCUUGGACCUAUAUGUACAGAUUAAUAUGCACGUGGUCUUUCUCACCUCAUCCAGAGUCAUGGAGAAACUUUCAAAAGAGUUUUUACAUUUCAGAACAUACAAAAGGAUAUGAGCCACAAGUUUCUGGUGUCCUACCUUCCCAAUGGUGGAAAGGUGAACAGAAAAAAGGAAAAGAGCGAGACUUGUGGGAGAUGUGGCACAUUGCAUUUGCCCACGAAGCCAAACAGUUUACAGUUUUGUUAAAUACACAUCAGGAAGGUUUGUUGGCAGUAAAUAGAAGAGAAGUAGGUUUACAUGACAGUGGUGGUCAAGUAGAAUCACUAUGUAACGAUUGGAAUGAUAUGUUUGAGAAAAUACCCGAGAAACCUAUAAAAUUAGAUUAUGAUGGAACAAUUAUGAAAAAUUAAUGAAAUAGUAAAAGAAUGACAAGACAGUGAUAUCUUUCUUCGAUUUUUUGUUUUAUGCCAUCUGUACUCGUGUUUUUUAAUACGUUUUUUCAACUUCUUUAUAUGCACAAUAUACGAAAAACGAUGAGUAUAUAAAAGCAAUACCGUUCAAACAUAACUCUAUAAAGUUAAGUACUUGUAAGAAACCAACACUAUUGGCAAUGAAUACGUCAAGGAAUCUUUUACUGUUCUUUUUUUUAUUAAUAAUUUAUAGAUUUAUUACAAGUAAAAAACCUUCUAUCGGAAGAAAAUUGAUAAAAA